UGCACUACUGCUUCAUUAGGGGGCUGCACAAUCGCAAUACUAAUAAUAUAUCUUGAGCUUCUUGAUACCUCAGAGAUAAGCCUUCCAAAUUAUAUGCCUCGUCUAAGUAUUUGGUCAACAGAAAUCAUUAUGGCAUAUGUUGAGCUUGACAAAAUGAAUGAUGAUGGCACAAAUUUUGGAAGAAUCCCUCUGAGAGAUAUCAGGAGGUCAUGUUUUUGCACUCACUAUCCCAUCUCAGAUGGCAUUUUCAUCGAUACAAACAGUGACAUGGAACACAAGUUGUCAACAAUUCUUCCAGAGGACUAUUACACUAAGAUAAGCCAAGCUGCAAGAAUUAUCCGCGACACAAACAACAGCUCCAUGUGCAAAUUGACAAACAUUUCAAAUGACAAGUGUUCCACCCAGGUUCCUGUUUCUUUAUCAGCAAUUGAAACUAGAGCAAUUAGUGCACUUGCAGUGGCAUUUGAUUAGUCAAAUUCAACAUCUACAAUAGCUUUGCAGAGUAAUGAUCCACAUGACAAUGGAAAAACCAAGUUAGUUACACCCGCUGAACCUCUUGAUGCUGCAGUCAAUUAUGAAAUGGCAUGUCACAAUGAGCAUUUGCCUUCAAAAUACAUGCUCCCCCCACUAGAGUUUCAAGUCCCUGAAAUCAUUGAUGCUCAAACUGAAGCUGCAGAAAUUUUUGAGAAUUUCAUUGAUGAAUUGGAGCCAAUACAUUUAGAGGAUGAUGUUGAUAUUUGCUCUAGUCAGACCACUUUUAUGGCAGAUCUGCAGAAACUAAUUUUUGGCACUCAGCAGUUGGAUCUUGCACCACAACAAGAGUCAGCCAACCUCAGCAAUUUUACCUUUUCAUUAGUAAAAUUAGGCAUGGAGUAUGGUUCAGUUGAUGGACAUUUACCUCCUGUAGAACAGAAAGUGCAGCUUCAAGGUGA
Messenger RNA from Panicum virgatum (switchgrass), 932 nucleotides. RefSeq lists its product as uncharacterized. Bases 94 to 471 code for a protein of 125 amino acids. The transcript has 4 exons. The record is from RefSeq and is a predicted model, not a curated record. NCBI's taxonomy places the organism in Eukaryota, Viridiplantae, Streptophyta, Magnoliopsida, Poales, Poaceae.